AUGGCGGGAGAAGUGCGCCAGCCCAUAGAUAUCCCCGCGUUGGAGAGAUAUAUUGACCAGAAUGUGCCUGAGGUUAAGACUCCACUAGAUGUGAAGCAGUUUGGCUUCGGUCAAUCGAACCCUACGUAUCUUCUUACUGCCGCAGAUGGCAAACAGGUCGUUCUGCGCAAGAAGCCUCCUGGCAAGCUGCUCUCGAAGACAGCUCACAAGGUCGAGCGAGAGUACAAGAUUAUCCAGGCAUUGGGGAGUACCAAUGUACCCGUUCCGAAAGCGUACAUCCUGUGCGAAGAUGACAGCGUGAUUGGAACCGCAUUCUACAUCAUGGAGUUCCUGGACGGACGGCAUUUCACCGAUCCAGCGAUGCCAGGAGUGAGUGGGGAGGAAAGAACAGCACUCUGGAAGAACGCAGUACAAACGCUCGCGAAGUUCCACAGCGUAGUUCCCAAAACUGUUGGACUCGAAAACUUCGGCAAGCCGACAGGCUUCUUCGACCGCCAAAUCGCCACAUUCAAGACAAUCUCCAAAGCGCAAGCAGCAGUUGUCGACGCCGACACUAAGGAACCCGUCGGUGAACUCCCUCACUUUGAUGACAUGGUGAAAUUCUUCGCUCAAAAGAGCACGCAACCAUUGGACCGGGGCACACUGGUGCACGGUGACUACAAAAUUGACAAUCUGAUCUUCCAUAAGACAGAGCCGCGCGUGAUCGGAAUCCUGGAUUGGGAAAUGGCGACCGUAGGACACCCCCUCUCGGACUUCUGUAACUUGACAAGUCCGUACAUAAUGGACGGGGGUGACAGCCAACUGUCGCAGUUCGCGCCGGGGGUUGUUCCAGGGCUACCAAGGCGCGAGGAAUGCAUUGGUUGGUACGCCGAAACGUCUGGGUACGAAACGAGCUCCGACGUGGCGUGGGGCGAUGCGUUCUUUGCGUUCCGGGGCUCCGUGAUUAUGCAGGGCAUCGCGGCCCGGUUCGCUGGGAGACAGGCUAGUAGUGCUCGAGCUAGUGAGUAUGCGAAGCGGGCGAAACCAUUUGCUGAGGAGGCCUGGGGGAGGGUGCGAGUUGUCAAGAGGGCAUCUGAGGGGAAGUUGUAG
Messenger RNA from Penicillium coprophilum, 1089 nucleotides. RefSeq names its product phosphotransferase family protein. Lineage: Eukaryota; Fungi; Ascomycota; Eurotiomycetes; Eurotiales; Aspergillaceae. The transcript is spliced from 3 exons. Gene Ontology annotation, biological process: protein phosphorylation. The record is from RefSeq and is a predicted model, not a curated record. Bases 1 to 1089 code for a protein of 362 amino acids. Gene Ontology annotation, molecular function: protein kinase activity.